Molecule: messenger RNA, 3528 nt
Organism: Rotaria sordida
Lineage: Eukaryota; Metazoa; Rotifera; Eurotatoria; Philodinida; Philodinidae
Source: the annotation of a GenBank genome assembly
AUGGCAGCAAAUGCAAAAUCUGGUCGAUGGCGGGUUAAAGUGACGUCUCUUCCUACAUCCAUUACCAUAGAACAAUUAGCUCAAUCAUUGCACAUUUCUUCCUCACGAGUCUGUAUUCCAAAAACUCAAGGUAAAGCAACUUACUAUGCCUGGAUCAACGAUUUUGAUGACGAACAAGAUGCAAAUGAAUUCGUACUUCAAAAUGCACAACUAAUCAUUUCAAAUUUACAUAUAAAAUGUUCUGCAAUUGAGUCUAAAGAUGACAGCAUGAAUUUUCAACAUCAACCACGAAGAUGUUCCGUGGAUACUCGACCACAGAAAAAGCCUACUUUAACGAAUACCAUCCAGCAUAAGAACUCACAGCAACGAUCAGCGUCAGCUGCUCGAGUUUCAACGCAGACUCCUGACACUGAGUGUGAGCGUCAUUCGAGACGUCAAAAUUAUGAUUCAUGUUUACCGUCCAACUGUCUUCUUGCUCAUACACAAGGAUUACCUUCCAAACAGUGUCUUAAUGACAUUCAAGAUUAUUUACAUCCGCUUCAACCUGCCGAACCAUCAAAACCAAUAGUUGCUAUGCCGUUGGCAGCGUAUAACAAGCCAAACAUCUUUCCUGGCUCAACAAAGGAACGACCAAGAGAAGUAAUUGAGUUAAGUAUUGCCGAGCAAAAUUUUCUUGAAUAUUUUGGUGACAAAAUCUUGGAUAAAAUUCGUAAAGAACAAGGUAUUGAAGAUGUAAAAGUUAAAGAUGGUAAACUUCAACUAUCAGGAAAUAGUUUAACAAUUACAACUAUAAAAUCUUACUUAAAACAAGUACUUCAUGAACAGAAUGUGAUAAUCCCAAAUAGUCUGAAGAAAUAUUUACAGUUAUCUGCUAAAGGAUGUUUAAUGAAGAGAUUUUUACAAAAAUAUUCUCUAGGAAUUUCUUAUCUGGAAAUAUCAACAAACCCUUCUUUGAAUACCAAUGAUAUAAUUACAAUUAAAAACCGUGCUAAUGAUCAUGAUAAAUAUGAAAGAGAAAAGCAAUAUGAUAGUGAUCGUGAUAUGGAUCAAUCUGAAGAUGAUGAUGAUGAUAAUCGAAAGAAUGAUGUUUCAAAUACAUUAUCAAAUGUCGCAAAUAUUUCGAGUAAUCUUAAGCAUUGUCGUCUAUAUGCUCAAAAAUUUAUACAACUAACAUUAUGUAAUGACUCAAAAGAUUUAUUAUCUAAAGCUAUAAAAGAAUUAAAAAGUUAUAAUUUGUACACUCAAUUAUGGACAUUAACACAAGAUGAAAUUACAUACAUUUUAAAACAACCACAACCGACCAAACCUUCAAAAAAUAAUACUAAAAUUGGCAAUCAAUGUUUUCAGAUUAAAUUUUUUCUCAUUAAUCUCAUUCGAUCUACUCGAAAUUCGAUCGUAGAGAUUUUUGUAGAUUAUAAAAAUGGUUUUUGGCGUGUGAAAGUGAGAGGAUUCAAGAAUCAUGUCAACAAUGCUAUGUCGAAAAUAAAAAAUUGGUUAAAUGAUAAUAUUGAAACUGAAGUACAACUUCCUAUUUCAAAAGUUAUGUCAAUUUUUCUUCGAACAAAAGUUUCCUCUGAUAUAAAAAAAUUGGAAAAAACUCAUUGUAUAAAAAUAACAACCAUUUCGGCAUCUUAUCGAAAACAUUUGAAUGAUGAACAAAAUGAUGAUAAUGAUUGUUUAAAACUCAGUGGUUCUUAUUCACACAUUACUUUGGCACGAGAAAGCGUUGAAAAUUUUCUCGAAAGUUUAUCUGAACAAGAAAAACAAUUUCCUUGUCAUAGUUGGGAUAUUUCAAAGAAUAUUUCUCAUAUUAUUCGUACACGUCUGAAAAAACUACAAAAUUCGGAUGAUUGUGAAGCAAUAGGAUGGAUUAAAAUCUAUACAGCGACCCAAAAAAGAGAUAUUACACCAACAAUUACUAUAUCAAUAGUUGGUCUAAAUGAAGAAGCAGAUUGGGGAGUUAAAAUAUGGUUAAUUAUUUCAUUACUUAUGGGUAUUGCAACACUAACAAUCGGUUCACAUGGUGUAUCAAAGAUAAAUUCUGAUAGAAAUACGAAAAUGCUUGAUCGUAAUAAAUAUCUGGCAACAUUCAUCUACGAAAUUCUCACAGCUAGUCUUAAAAUUAUAGAUCCUCUUCUCGGGUUCGCUUGUCUCUAUACUAAAAAAAGAAUUUACUUGCAACUGUUUAUUGGCUUGAAAACAUUUCUCAUUUCAACACAACUCGUUGGUACAACAUAUCUCUUUACGAUUCGUUUAAAUUUUGAACAAAUAACUAACACACGUUAUGAAGCAUGCUACUAUAAACUGGAAAAUGAUAUAGAAUGUAUAGAAGCAUGGGAAUCGUUACAAGAUACUUAUCCAGAAUGUGAUAGUGCUAUCUCAGUUCCAGCUUCAAGACAUUUCUACUAUUCACAACAGAAACAACAACAACAACAGAUACGUCUCUAUCAAUUGAUUGAAUCUCUUCCUGCACGUGUGAAUAGUACACAGAGCAUAAUUGAUAGUACUACAGUCAAUGGUACAACAACAAAUGUUCUCUUGUGGUGGAUUGAUCUUGCUAAUGAAACGCAAGAGAUUCAUGAUGAAUAUUUAAGAAAUCCUAGUGUUGUAACUUCAUCAGAACUUCGUCGAUUGAUCCUUCUUUUACCAGAAACUAUAAAAAAUAUUUCACUGAUCAUUAAUAUGACAACAACAACCGUUACAAUACAAACGACCACGAAUACUCCGACUACAACGACAACAAGGACAACUGUUACAGUUUCAACUGUGAUUACAGAAUUAUCAAACAGCAUAUUCUCCCAUACAUCACAGCCAACCAUCGGGCCACUAUCGACAGAUGAAUUGCUGGUCCCCUCAAUUUCUCAAUUUUUCGAAUUAUCAACCACUGAGAUUACAACCGACCGUCAAUCAUCUUUCGUUCAUCCACACCUUUCGACUAUGUCAUUGUCAAGUGCGAUAUUGACUGAUGAUUUAGUCAUGUCCGAAAAUCCAGUCGCUUCGACAGCGGCUACAGAUCUGCUCCAAGAUUUUAGUCCAACAGCGCUAGGUCCUGAAUUUACAUCAUCAGAAACAGCUGCUGAUUCAUCUUUGUCUACUGGAAUAACGAAAAAUCCUACAGAAGUUACAGAAACUCUUUCCCCUGAAUCUUCGUUUUUAACUAAUCCUUCUUCAUUCACGGAGGAGAGGCACUUUGCUAAGUUUGCUAAAGUUGUAUCACAACAAGUUCGUCAACAAAAUUCAACUCAAUAUACAUCAAAUGUUCUUCAAUGGUGGAUUCCAUUUAGACAACUGCUACUUGACAUUGUAGAAGAAUAUCGAAAAAUGCUAGCCGGACGUCCCUCAUCACCACCACCGGCAUGUAAACAAGAUCUCUAUCAUAUGAGAUACAUUGCAACGGAUUUAACUGUUUCAGUUGUCAUCUAUUCUGUAAAUAUGAUUACGGACGUUGCUAGUUUUGCUUCAAUGUUUAAACUGGCGAGAACUUUGAAUCAACUAACUGAUGGGAAAAUGCAAAACUGUAGACUUUAG